CCUCUCUGGACCUGUUAACCCAGUCCCAACUCCCCUCGCUCCAGCCUCAGCCUCCACACCUGGCCUCCACACCUGCAACCCGCCGAGCUUCCCCUGGCCUGCACCCCAUCUUCCCCGUGUUUCAAUAAAUACCUUGGUUACCUCAUGCCAGUCUCCUCAUCUGAGUCUGCUCUUGGGUUCCCCUGUUUCACUCCGCGUGACAUUUUAUUUCCUUCUUAAUGUGUUUGAGCCAAUCAGUUGUGUUGUGACAACGUAGGGGUGGUAUACAGAAGAUUGCCCUAUUUGGUAAAAGACCAAGUCCAUAUUAUGGCAAGAACAACUCAAAUAAGCAAAGAAAAACGACAGUCCAUCAUUACUUUAAGACAUGAAGGUCAGUCAAUCCGAAGCAUUUCAAGAACUUUGAAAGUUUCUUCAAGUGCAGCAAAAACCAUCAAGCAUUAUGAUGAAACUGGCUCUCAUGAGGACCGCCACAGGAAAGGAAGACCCAGAGUUACCUCUGCUGCAGAGGAUAAGUUCGUUACAGUUACAAGCCUCAGAAAUUGCAGCUGAAGUAACAGACACAUCUCAACAUCAACUGUUCAGAGGAGACUGUGUGAAUCAUGCCUUCAUGGUUGAAUUGAGUAGUUGUGUCCAAACUUUUGACUGUUACUGUAUGUGUGCAUUUACCUGGUCUACACCACAGCUAUCCGGUUUGGUCGGAUGCCUCAGUCAGAUGGGGGACAGAGAGGCGGGAGGAGACCUCAGGCGGGCCACAAGACCCUGGUCAGACAGAUCCAUAAAGCCUACAUGAAGAACUUCAACAUGAACAAGGCUAAAGCACAAAUCAUACUGACCAGCAAGAUCUGCACACCGCCUUUUGUCAUCCACAACAUGGAGACAGUCCUGCUGGCUGAGCAGAUGGUGAUGGCCAAGCUGGUAGGUGGAGGAGGAGGAGGUGGUGUCGGCCCAGAUGGAGCAGGGUCUGGGCCCGAGGAACUCCAGGAGAGGGAGGCAGAGGCCAGGCUGUUCCACUGCUCCCAAUGCUUCUCUGUGGAGACUAUGACAGAGCUCACAGAAUUCACCAAGUCUGUACCAGGCUUCUAGUGCCUGGACCUGAAUGACUAAAUGGGUGACCAGUUUAAGGAUAUUGUAGAACUUUAUGUAUGUGCAAUGUGUGGUUCAUGUUGUGUAUAUUGUAUCAUAUUCCUUAUGAAAUGUCUGUUGUUGUUUUAUGGAUGAGUCUUCUGCAAAAAACAAUCCACUUGAGAAUAGUUUUCUACCUCUUAUACUAAUAUAAUCUACAUUUUCUUCCAGAAUUAAUUGAAGUUAACUGGCUUGACUGACCCCCAUACUCUGCAGGUGACUGUUGAAGUACGGGUUGUAUGAGGCCCUCUUCACCCCCCCCCCUGCCUCCUGUAUGAACAAAGAUGGCCUCCUGGUGGUGAGCGGAGGAGGGUUCAUUACCCGGGAGUUCCUCAAGAGUCUACAGUGGCCC
This is a messenger RNA of Oncorhynchus keta (chum salmon), 1474 nucleotides long. It is a transcript of the gene pparaa, whose product is annotated as peroxisome proliferator-activated receptor alpha a. Lineage: Eukaryota; Metazoa; Chordata; Actinopteri; Salmoniformes; Salmonidae. Bases 700 to 1083 code for a protein of 127 amino acids. The record is from RefSeq and is a predicted model, not a curated record. The transcript has 2 exons.